This is a messenger RNA of Mesorhabditis belari, 1710 nucleotides long. Lineage: Eukaryota; Metazoa; Nematoda; Chromadorea; Rhabditida; Rhabditidae. The record is from the annotation of a GenBank genome assembly.
AUGCUGAAAUAUUUCUUUGUAUUGACCCUUCUUUUUGUUUUCUCAAAAGCUGAGAAAUCAAAAGAUAACUAUGGACUCAAAAAAGUGAUGAAGCCAGAAAGUCUCCGAGUUCGUGAAAAUGAUCAAAUUUUGGAUAUUUUGGAAGGCGAUUCACCCAUUGAGCAGAAAAUUCGCUUCAAAUUUCAAGAGGAGUCAAAUGGCCAACUGUGCGAUGUUUGCAAAACUCUGCUAGAAUCUGUUUCGGAAUACGUCAAAGAACAUGAGUCAACGAUCCCCGACGCGCUGAACGCUCUUUGUGAUGAGCUUUUUCAUACACAUCAAUCGGAAAAAGAUCUCUGUGAAGUGAUCGUUCAAUCUCAACUCAAAAACAUCAUUGCCUAUAUUGAAGAGGGGACAAAUCCCGAUAUUGCUUAUAGAAGAUUCCGACUGACCGAUGCCGGGCCUUCUUUUGCCAUUCACGGAGUACGAUUGAAUCGUUUGCAGGCCUUUCAACUUUUUACAAGUAACCCAUCAAUCACAGCAAACUUCUUGUUAGACUUUACCGUUUAUGAUUGUGCGGAACCCAGCUCUACUCCCAAUCCUACUCUGUUAAAAACUAAUUGCAUCGAUCAGCUUCCAUUUUCUAUUGAUGAAGAGCCAACUCUGGUGUUUGGUGAUUGGGAAGAAGUCUCUUUUGCCUCAAGCAUUGAUCCCACAAAAGUGAAUGGUCACUUUUACACAUCGCAUGUUGUCCUUGAAAACAAGAACCUAAUAACCGUUCGCGAGACCAAGUUUAACACCGGUGACUGGGGACUUUCGAUUCGUCUUGAGCAAUGGGUGAAUGACACAAGAAAAGUGCUUGUCAUUCCCGGAAUGCAACAACAUCCAGAAGAUUACUUUACUGUUCUUGUCAAGGAGACUUUUCUCGUCACUAUCGUCACUCCAUCAACGGUCUUCAGCCCGUAUACUAUUAUGGAAGUGUUUGGACAUGGAAUGGUCAUGGCUCUGACGGAUUGCCCGCUAUUUCAAACGGAACUCACGUGUGCCCGUGAUGUGCUUUAUUCUGUUUUUGCUGGUGCUGACCCGGGUAAAGUGGAGGAUGGAGGAAAUCGUUUAGCUGUUGAAACAGCUCAAAUUUUGAAAGCAUCCUCAACGUCGACCGCAACGAGUCUCUUUGCGAACACGCAAUGCGCUUUUUGCCUCAAGUUCAACCUCUUGAACAGCUUUAAUGACGUAAGGUAUGUGGACAUGGCUCGCUUCUCAAUUUGGUCUCCUGCGUUCAACCCAUGGGAAUAUGAUCAAAAUGAAAAAGUGGGAUGGAUUGGAGGCAACGCGUGCAGAGGAUCGUGCUUGAAUUUUGGUCAAAUUGCAAAUCAUCCAACCGAUGCACCACUACCAAAAUUCUCGAUAGAAAUUCAACAAUUGAUCGACAUAGGCUCUCUAUAUCUGACCGGGUUUUCGGUUCCGGACUGCAGCUUCUCAACACCAAAAGAGUAUAUAACGGAGGAGAGAACAGUUACCGAGCUUGAAACUUGGACGUUCACAGCACAAUGUGUAAUGAUUUCCUGGCGACCAAGUGACAUCGACGAAACCCGCCCUGAUACCAGUUAUCUUUUCACCGUUCGUCAACUUCCAGACUGCAAAGCGACUUAUCCACUGCUUGAUGAGAACUCACCGACUUUUGCCUUUCACGCCUCCGAUCUGCAAGCUUAUUCAAGUCUCUUAAAGCCU